AUGCUCAAAGCUAUCCUGAUUGCAAGUCUGCCGCUGGUAGCCAUCUACCUGUGGCACCGGCUGGUCUAUUACCGACGAAAACAGUAUGCCGACUGGCCACAGCUGGAACCCUCGCUGGCGAUGGGCCAUCUGAGGGCCAUGGGGAGACGGAUUAUGAGCAGUCCGUCGGAUAUCCAUGUGGACCAUGUGUUGGCGAACAUUGCAAAAGACCUUGGCAACCCGCCAUUGUAUAUGAUGGAUCUGCGGCCAGCGAGUUACUGCAUGGCCGUGGUUUGCAGCCAUGAAGUGGCCGAGCAGAUCUCCAAGAGCUCCAAGCCGUUUCCCUACAGCGUGACGAAAUCGCCGACGAGCAGGAUGUUGUCCCAGCUGCUGGGGCCGGCCUCGAUUGUCAUAGCGGAGGGCGAGGUGUGGAAAACUUUGCGCAAACGGUUCAACCCCGGCUUCUCCCACCAGCAUCUCAUGACUCUGUUGCCCUGCAUCCUCGACAAGACGGAGCAAUUCCUCGCCAAUCUGGACCGGUACGCCGCCUCGGGCCAGGACUUUCGGCUCGAAGAGCUUUGCACAAAUCUCACAUUCGACAUUAUAGGUGCCGUGACGAUGGACACCGAUUUGAAGGCUCAAAUGGGCGAGGAGCAACAAAGCGAGCUGGUGUCUCUAUUCCGGGCUCUCGUUUCCAGCUACCGUAUUAAAAGAGGGCGGCGCUGGGCCUUUCUAGAUCUGCGGGUUUAUCUGACUCGCUGGUCGAUCUCACGCCGGCUGGACAGUCUCCUGCAGGAUAUAGUUCGCGAGAAGUUUACCGAACUGAAGCAUCAAACAGACAAGGACUCUUCCUCGCGGAGUGUGCUUUCGUUGAGUCUCAAAGAAGCCUCCGAGGCAACCCCUGCUCUGGUGGCUCAGACCAGUGACCAACUCAAGAGUUUCCUGUUCGCCGGCCACGAUACAACUAGCACUUUGCUCCAGUGGGCGUUUUAUGAACUCAGCCGGACCCCUAGAGCCAUGCAAGCCCUGCGUGCAGAGCACGACGCUGUGCUGGGCCUGGAUCCCUCUCCGGACGUCGUCCGGAAGAAGUUUCUCAGCCCGACAUCAACGACGACCAUUGCAGGUGACGAGCUCCUCCGCCGGCUUCCAUAUACCGCGGCGGUGAUCAAGGAGAUCCUCCGUCUGUACCCACCCGCAGGGACAGCUCGAUAUUCUUCUCCGGGAACGGGAUUCACCGUGCGCCUACCGGACGGGAAGAACCUGUGUCUCGACGGCGUGAUGCUGUAUAACUGCCACAGCAUCAUCCAGCGCGAUGAAGCUGUCUACGGGCCCACAAAGGACGCGUUCAUGCCCGAGAGGUGGUUGUCAGCCGGUGAUGAUGGGUCCUCUUCCGUUGAGAAUAAUGGGGUUUCAGCCUGGCGGCCUUUUGAGCGCGGGCCCCGUAACUGUAUCGGCCAGGAACUGGCGACCAUCGAGGCCCGCGUCAUUCUAGCCUGUGUCGCGCGUCGGUAUGAAUGGGAGAAGGUCGGACUGGGGGAGUUUUCCCGAAAUGCAGCCGGCGAGCUCCUCGUCCAGCCGGAUGGUCGCUACGCGGUCGAAUCAGAGGUAUAUAAUGUAUGUUGUCUACUCUAUUUUAUUCAUGUCAUGUCUACGAAGAGGAAAUGA
Messenger RNA from Penicilliopsis zonata CBS 506.65, 1644 nucleotides. RefSeq lists its product as hypothetical. Gene Ontology annotation, molecular function: monooxygenase activity; heme binding; oxidoreductase activity, acting on paired donors, with incorporation or reduction of molecular oxygen. The record is from RefSeq and is a predicted model, not a curated record. Lineage: Eukaryota; Fungi; Ascomycota; Eurotiomycetes; Eurotiales; Aspergillaceae. The transcript has 4 exons. The coding region runs from base 1 to 1644 and encodes 547 amino acids.